This is a messenger RNA of Talaromyces marneffei, 1548 nucleotides long. RefSeq lists its product as uncharacterized. The record is from RefSeq and is a predicted model, not a curated record. Gene Ontology annotation, biological process: transmembrane transport. NCBI's taxonomy places the organism in Eukaryota, Fungi, Ascomycota, Eurotiomycetes, Eurotiales, Trichocomaceae. Gene Ontology annotation, molecular function: transmembrane transporter activity. The transcript has 8 exons. Bases 1 to 1548 code for a protein of 515 amino acids.
AUGGACCCAGUACCCAAGACUUCCGUUCUCUCCGAAGAACAAUCACGACCCGACUCGGCAGAGAGUAGUCCGAGUCGGACAGAAAAGGAAGUCACAAAACAACCACCGCCGCUGACAGCAAAAUUGACAGCCAUUCUGUUGAUAUCAUGUAUCAGUUUUGGGUCUCAUUGGUACUCCGGUGUUACCGGUGCUAUGAAGAGUACACUUAAGAAGGAAUUGGGUAUCUCGAAUACACAAUUCUCCCUCCUAGAAGCCAGUGAAGAUUUCAUGGCGACGGUCCUCUUACCCUUCAGCGGUCUAAUUACCGAUCGUUUUGGAGGAGUCAAUAUGAUCGUAUACGGCAAUAUAAUCUACACCCUCGGCUCAAUCCUGGUCGCAGCAGCGGCAACAGUCGAGUCAUACAAAUUCAUGAUUGUCAGUCGCAUUAUUCUUGCCUUUGGCGAUAUCGCCACCCAAAUUGCCCAGUAUAAGAUGUUUUCGUCUUGGUUUCCGCCGAAUAAUGGGUUUGCGUCUACGGUGGGGUUCGAGCUUGCUAUUGGAAAGCUGGGAGGUUUUGCGGGACAGUGGACGGCCAAUAUCAUUGCUAAAAACACCGGCCACUUCUACUGGACCUUCUGGGUCGCCGUCUUCAUGAACCUAUUCACAAACGCAUCCACGGCUUUGUUCUGGAUUUUCAGUCGCUACUGUGAAAAGCGCUAUAUCGGUCGACGCGACAUGUCAACAAAUGAACAUCUGACCGAAAAGAAUAGAAGCUUUGAGCUGAAGAAAGUUUUCCAACUUCCCUGGUCGUACUGGGCUGUUUUGUCUUUCUCGUGGUUUCAGACUAGUACUGCCAUUGUGUUUAGUCAAAACUCUACCGAGCUGGCUGAGAAGAGAUUCAACGUUGAUGCAAUCAAGGCGGGUUGGUAUAGUGCUUUGAGUAAAUACACAGGAUUUUUCUUGGUCCCGUGUUUAGGAGUCUUUAUUGACAUACUCGGCAACAGAGCCUCAGUUAUGUGCGUUUGCGGAACUGGAAUGCUUCUCUGCAUGUGUCUAGUCAAUUUUGCCGACACAGCAGCCGGCACAGCAGCGUCCUUCGGUAUCUACGCUGUCGCCUCAUCCCUAGGACCCGUAUCGAUCAUCGACAGCAUCCGCGCAGUUCUAUAUCACCAAUCAGUAUUUGGAUCUGCCUAUUCCCUCAAGGUCACCAUGAACAAUGCAAUGAACAUCAUCGUCAGAAUCAUCACCGGUGCCCUCCAGGACGCAGACCAUGAUUCUUACCGCCGAGCUGUGAGAGUUUACCUCUUCUUGGCUGCAGCCUCGGUUGUAGUUGGGUUGACUCUGCUCAUUGGCUCAUUCUUCACCAGCUCACUUGCCGUGCUGCAGUGGACGAGAAAGUAUCGUCUCAAAGAGGGUGGAGCCAUCAUCACUUUGCUCAAGGAAAGAAGCGAAACGUUACACUUGGCAAGAAACCGGAGGGCCUCAGUUGCAUGUUUUGGGAUGCUAUCGUUGCUGAUAGUGGGUAGCUGGGUGGCAUAUGUGUGGGGGGCCGUGACAGGGCAUAAUUAA